Molecule: messenger RNA, 3183 nt
Organism: Hyaloperonospora brassicae
Lineage: Eukaryota; Oomycota; Peronosporomycetes; Peronosporales; Peronosporaceae
Source: the annotation of a GenBank genome assembly
AUGCUCAAGAAGAAGAAGGACCAGAAGCUCGAGCACAUGCGCGAGCUCGGGCGCGACCGCCUCACCAAAGGACUGCACUUCCUCCGCACUGCUGCCGCAGCGAACGCGACCGCUGCGGCGCUCGACAGCCGCAGCCGCAGCAGCGACGCCACACCAACAGUUCCGACCGCCGCUGUCGCCGAAGCCGAAGGCGCUCCGUCGAGCACUGCGCGCCGCCGCCUGACGUACGACGAACUGCUGACGCUCAGUAUGAAACUCACGCGGCAGAACAAAGUGCUGAGCGCGCAGUGCGAAAAGACGCAGCGACAGGCGGCGGCCGCGCAAGAAGAGCGUCCGGACCCGUUGCCGACGGUCGCGAGUGUGGAUCUGCUGGACCUGUCGCCCGUGGCGGCCACUGCGUCGCAGCGAGUGGGAGUCUCGACGGCGGACGGAGAGCAGCGACGGAGCGAAGCGGUGGACGCGCGCGAGACGAGUGGGGCGGAGCGGGAAGCCGAGCUGGAGGCAGCAGCGGGUUUGCUUGCUAGAGUGGAGCAGGAGAAGGCAGAGCUGGCAGAGAGACUGCAACGAGCCGAGACGGCUGCGUCUGCGAUGGCUGCCGAACUGGAGCGCGACGAGAGCAAGGACUUGCGUGCAGCACUAGCGACGCAGCAGGCUGCGUUGAAAGCAGCAGAGAUGGCCAAUGAACGGCUGCAGGAGCAGGUCCAGGCACUGCAACAGGCGCCUGACUCGGGGGAUGUCUAUGACGCGGAAGUGAAGGAGAAGGUGGCAGUUGCGUUGGAGGCGCAACGGAUGGAACUAGAGAUGACAAGGGCAGAGAGCGCACGUCUGCGGGAGCAGGUGACAGAGCUGCUUGCAGUGCCUUUGUCCGCUGACGCAACUGAGGCCGAAGUGAUGGAGAAGGUGGCAAUUGCGAUAGACACGCAAGCACUCGAGCUGGAAGCGACAAAAGCCGAGAAUGCACGUUUGCAGGAGCAAGUUGAAGCAUCGCGUCAGACGAUGGUGGCAUUGACUUCGGAAGCGCAGGACAGUGAUGCUCAAGACGUGACCGACUCGCUGCGUGCCGAAGUUGAUCGUUUGCGAGGUCUGCUGGAGGCAAAGGAUAGUAAAAGCAAAGAUUUGGAGCAAGAAGUUGCGGCACUUCGAGACUGCGCACAAAAGGUGCAAGAGGAAGCAAAAUGCUCGAGCAUUGCAGUCGAUACUGACUUGAUGCAGGAGCUGGAGCGAGUGAAACUAGAGACGGUGGAGCGUGAGCACGAGAAAGAGGCGCUGCAGGGAAAGCUGCAAGUUGCAGAAGAGCGCUUGGCCAAGAUAGACAGCGAGAGUGAAGCUACUCAGUCGCUCUUGGGGGCCCUGAAAGACGACACAAGUCGGCUUGCUGACCAGGUGGCUCAGUUGGAGCAAAAGCAAGCAGCUUCGGACGAGAAGAUUGUUGCGCUGACCGAAGCAAAAUGCGACCUCGAGAAGCAGCAGCAAGUUGCAUUGGAGGCUAAAGCGGCGAUCGAAACGCAGCUGGAAGAGGAGCGUGUAUACUGGACUUCAAAGCUGGAAAAUCUGAUCACUGCCAGCGACGCGGCAGACAUUAAGAACGAGGCGCUUGAUGCUCAGCUGCGGGAAAAGGAGAAGCAAGUCGCAACGAUGGCAGCUUCUCAGGCAUCUCUGACGUCAGAACUGAAGGAGCUGCAAGAUCUUGUGAGCAGUAUGCGCAAAGACCUGUCGACGGCUGCUGAGGAUCUUAAGACACAGUCGACGAAGGCCGAGGCUGACAAGCGUAGACGCGUCCAAAGCGAGAAAAAGGUGGCGGAGUUGAAGAAGCGUCUCGACGAGAUGCGCGAAAAGCACCACGAAAGUUUUGAAAUGUUGCGUCAAGAAAAAGAGGCUGAGCUGGAACGUGUUGCUACUGAGCGCCGUGCGUUGAUCAAAAUGAAGAAAGAGCUGUCACGGGAAAAGGACAAGCUUCAGGCUCGGUGCCAAGCACUGGAGCUUGACUUGGAGGUCAGACGCAAGCACGAAGAAGAGCUGGAAACUGUUGUGCGUGACAAGACACUCGAAGUGGGCAACGUGAGCGCAGAAUUGGCCGAGACGAAAAAGUCACUGUCUGAUCGCAUGGCUCUGGCGACGAGAUUGCAGACUGAAAACAUGGACAUGGCUAGUAAGCUAGCAGAGCAAGUGGUUCUCAUUGAGGGUGCACUGCGCGAUGCAGCGAGCAGCAAGGCUGCGCAACGCGAAAUGGAAGCUCAGGUGCAAGUCGCACGGGGCGACAUGCAGCGCAUGGAACAAAGCGAGGCCAAGUCCAGACAGGAUCUGGAUGUUGUACAGCGUGACAUGGCCAAACGAGAAGAGAGCUUUCAGGCUGAGCGGGAGGAAGCCAAAAAAGCAUUGCAGACUGCCGUACAGAAGGAAAGACAAACGUACAAACGUGAGCUGCAGCGCCUCGAAGCUGAGAGCAAACACAAGUCAAAGCUGGCUUUGCAAGCAGUUUUGGAGAAGGAGACGGAGGUUGCGCGUCUUAGUGCACGCCUGCACGAGUUAGAGGAGGACGUUCGCUCGGGCGGUGCGGACAACCGCAAAAUCCUCGAGUUUGCCCAGCUGCAAGCGAAGCGGGAAGCUGAGGCAAGAGAGCAAGCAGCACAGAUGCAUGCGCUGUCUGAACAGCUCGAGGGGGCUCAUCGUGAGUUGCAAGAAUUGCGUGAGGGCAAGCGGCGUCAUACUGAGGAACUCACAGCAAUGCUGCAGAAUCAGCGGCGUGACGGUGUCAACAUGGAGUACCUGAAGAACGUGGUCGUGCAAUACAUGUCCUUCCGACCAGGCUCUUCCGAACAGGCACGACUUGUACCGGUGUUGUCGACACUGCUCCAAUUCACGGCUGCUGAUGUGAAAGGGGUCAAACACGCAUCGUGCCGGGGCAGCGGCUGGACAUCGUGGGGAAGCAGUGACGCUGGUCUCGAUUACAAACCCGUUGUCGUCAACGCUGGCCAUCAUUACCCGACGGCUUCGAACCCAUCGAUAACACAAGACGGCGGCGAGCGGAGGCCCUCAUCCAGCAGAAAGACCUCUGCUCUAGCAUCCCAUGGGUCGUUACCGUCGCCGUCGUUUCCACCGCCGUUUAGAGCGCCUAGCUUCUUCUUGCCGGACGGCGAUGCCGAUGAGCGCGCGGAUCCGUCUGCAGAGAGCGCUGACUUCUAA